GGGGCGCCCGUUUGACACAAGAGCCAACAUGAACGUGGGAACGGCACACAGCGAGGUGAAUCCCAACACCCGUGUCAUGAACAGCCGGGGCAUCUGGUUGUCCUACGUCCUUGGAAUCGGCCUGCUGCACGUCGUACUCCUGAGCAUCCCCUUCUUCAGCGUCCCUGUGGUUUGGACUCUUACCAACAUCAUUCACAACAUGAGUAUGUACAUCUUCCUACAUACCGUGAAAGGAACUCCUUUUGAGACUCCGGACCAGGGGAAGGCUCGGCUGCUCACGCACUGGGAGCAGAUGGACUACGGCGUGCAGUUCACGGCAUCGCGCAAGUUCCUGACCAUCACGCCCAUUGUCCUGUAUUUUCUAACCAGCUUUUACACAAAGUAUGACCGGAUACACUUCAUAAUCAACACCAUCUCCCUUAUGAGCGUCCUGAUCCCCAAACUGCCUCAGUUUCAUGGAGUCCGGAUCUUUGGGAUCAAUAAGUACUGAACCGCGUGGCUGGAGCGAAUUGAAGAGGAGGCAGGGGAGAGGGGGAAGUUCCUUCUCUCUAGUCCUGUUUCUUCACCCCCACGCACACUGGGAUAUAAUUUCACAGCGGCUGUUUAAAUGCAGUAUCCAAUAGACAUAUACCGCAUGCUGGAUCCUCAUGCCCAAUAAAUCUAAACAAGCUCCAGAGUAGAGUUUAGUGCGGAGCAGGAUGCAUGACGCUGGAUUUCUUUUAUUCCAGCGUCAUAAAUAGAUGCAGAUACACUGAGACUUCAAGGUACAAAGACGAUGAAUUCUGGGGAGAUUUUCAUCUAUCCCAGACACUGAAUGAUGAGAAUAGGGAUGAGGGGAAAAGCUUUUAGUGCUGGUACUAUUGCUGUGGUAAAUGCACUUUAAAAUAUAUUUUCCUUUCUGAAGCUAGGUGCUUUAGGCGAUAUGUGGGGGAAAUUCAAAGGGAUACAGCCAGACUUUCCCAAUUGAUUGUUUCAGGGUUUUAGUUCCAUUUUUGGGUGGGGGAGUGGGAGGGGAAAGAGAACAACAGAUUUUUAUUUUGCAAUCUUUUACGCCACUGAGAAAGGAAGUUCUUUUACUAAAAAUGGUACAGGAAGGAAUGACCUGCAAUUUGACAAAGCUUUCAGUUUUCUACGGUACCAUUCGUGUGGCUCAGGGAAAAGGUCAAUAGAUCCUAAAUCAUACUUGUUAUUUUCAGCUUACACCAGAAUCUGUCUGGGUAACUCUGCUCCCCACCCCAAACCGCUCAUUUUUAAGGGCGCUCUGAGUGCUCAGGCAGUACAGCAUUUGGAUUAAGGGCUGGGGUGCAGCUCAUUUUAAUGGUCAACAACAAAUGCCACUGAGCUAGUUGGUACACGGAGACUGCACAAGCAUGGGAGAAGCUGAAGACUGAUGGGUAUAGGCCAAACGGGAGACGGAGGGCUGCUUGCUAUAAUCAGUUAGCGACUGUAAUUGGAAUUUUUCUCCUCAGUCCAGCUCCUUGGUCUCUUAAGUCUGUGUACGUCUUACUGGGAUUUGCCAGUGGACUUAACUCAGUAUCUGACUCGAGGCAAGCGAGUGUUUGAUUUCUGGCUUACCUAGAAGUCCGUCACUUGGCUCCACGCACAAGUGCUGUGGCAGCAUCCCCUGAGCCCUCAGGUGAUCACUGGCAAGGGUGAGGGAGCUGCGGGAGAGCAAUACUAACAAGCAGCACCGGCAGCAGACUGAACUGACCAACAGAAGGAUGCAAUGGUCGCUGGAGAUGAUAGAUUUAGUAUAGGAACAAAAUUGAGCCUUUUUCCCCAUAAAGUUACCACCUAAAUAAAGUAGAUUUGCAGGUUUAGACUUCCUGGCUGAGAUAGCUUUCUACUGUUCGAAGCAAUCGGUUUUUCUUUUGGGUUGUGUGCCAGAUGAAAUGUGGUUUUUUCCUCAUGCUUCCCCCGUAAACUCAUGAAAGCCUGUAUUUUUGUUGUCUUAGUGCUUAUAUUGUCUCACACUUUUGACAAUGGUAAAAACAUUUUAAAUAUGCUAUUUUUGUUCCUGCAUUAGCCAAUUCUAGCUUUAGAGGUCGUAGUGGAUAUUGCUGAGUUCUGUUUGAUGGUCUGAGCAUAGGACAUGGGUAGGGGAACUUCAGGUUUGCAUAUAAGAUCUAGUACUACUCCAUGCAUGAUUUUAGGCAAGCUGCUUUACUUCUCUAUCUCAGACUUACUAUCGGACUGCUGCAGAGAAGGGAAAAACAUUUAGCGUACCUCAGAGGGCUGCUGGAAUGCAUAGAGAAUCAUUACCCCUAGUAUGUUUGAAAAGUGGAAAUAUUUUAAGUGAAAAGGAAGUUUUCAAGAAGGUAGAAAGGGAAAAGAGUCCGGCUUGAUACCCGAGCGCUGUUCUCCAGCGAGGGAGUUUGACAGAUGUGCAAUUUACUUGAUGGGGGGGUUAAACCUUUUAACCACCAUGACAUAAGGACUGCUGCUUUAGUUAAGGUACUAUAUACCCUAAAGCUAAUAUACUCUUUAAGCUACUAGACAAUGACUUUGGAAAAAAAAAAAAAAUACUGUUUUCAAAAUAGAGUUUUUCCAUCAAUCAGCUAAGUACCUUUGAAAUGACUAAGAAAUCAACAGUGUCAAUGCCCGGAAUGCUCACGGGAAGACCGCUGCCCUCAGAGCUGUAGAGUCCUGUCCGUAACAGGACGGCUAAGGCUGUAUCCGUAAUGCAGACUGUAUGCUGCUUAACAGACCUGAAUGUCUGCCCGCAGACACAACUUACAUGCCAAUGGUAAAUCUCCAGAGGAAAGAAAACUAUUUACUUAUUUUGGUAGAAUAGGAGGGGAAAAACAUCAACUUUUUUGCGACAGAAACAGUUGCUAUAUGCUUAAAAACAUUACUCCUAUAUAGACAGAUAUACUGAUUAUUUCUAAGUAUUUGCACAUUACACAAAGUCAAAGCAGUUUUGAUAUUUUUAGCGCAAGUAUAAAUUGAAGGUAGGGCUCAGCUCUUCUCGAUGAAGUACAGCACUUCACACAGUUUCCUUGAAGACCUUGGCAUUAUAGCAGCUGAGGGUUUGAACAUGUUAUUUGUGCUGUUAACUGACGCUAUGGACAUCCGAUUCUGUUUUGUUAAAUUAAAGAUCAACUGUAAAACAGAAUGGGAUUGUCAACUUCUCAAAAAGGCAGUUUUUAAAGCCUAAAGUCUAAAACUUCUUGUUAGGCAAAGCCUUAAUUAUAAUAGUAAGCUUUUCUGAUUUACCUUGUUCAGACAAGCGAUUAAAAUAGCCAUUACACAGAUGUGUUACAUGGCAAAUGACAUUCUUUACAACACAGGGAUUGCAUUUUUGCCACGGAAUAACUGAAGUUAACUUGGACUUACACAGUUAAUUCAAUCAAGGGAAACAUAAAUGAAAACUGGAGAAGUAUGGAAAGAAGUGAGAGAAUUGAAGAAAGAUUUCACAAUGUGGUGUGUUAAGUAUCUACAUAAGAUUAGUAACUACUUGAACAAUUAUACAUCUGAUAGUAUCUUCCUUAAGAUCCCAUCUUAAGGGUAGGUAUCAGAAUUAAUCAAAAAUAGAGAAGAAACCAUAAGUUAAUUGUAAUUAAACCACAGUCGCUACUUGUUAGGUGUACCUGAGGCAGUUUUAAGUGAAAGGGGUUUGGGUACCGCUGGUCGAGCCACCCUCAUACACCAGUUGUGUGGCUCCUUCUUGUCAGUGUCGCAGGAGCAAGCGGUACCCGACUUACGUUUCCGCUUGGAAACCACCACUGCAGUGGUGUGGAAGUAACUGACACAGUUUUGGGUCUCCUGGAACUCUGUACCAAAACCACUUCUGGUUUAUUUGUGUGUGCUAAAUUCAUACAGGAGUAAGUUCAGCACUCAAAGGCUAAUCUUGCACACAAACAAGGUAAAGAGCGUAGUCAAAACAUUAACACCCUCAUGGAAUAACUCAUUUCUGAGAAGAGGGAGAUCAGGACAGCGUGGGCAGGAUGAGGGACUUUCAGACAUGUACUUGCAACUAACAUAGCAGUGAUCCAAGGGCGAAGCCUACCUUUUGCGUGGAGAACCAGAACGGGAGUGCAAAGACUGUCCAUUCAUUCUUUUAGACUGUAGAAUUUUCUCCAAGUACCUGCGUGAAGGAGAUAAUAGAUUGUUAUUGAUUUUAAAUGGGAUUUUGAUCACAUCACACUUGACAGAUUUUCCUCUCAAACUUGUACUGGCUUUCUGUAUAGUGACUAGGGCGAACGUCAGCUGGAGAAUUAAAGGUGGGCUCCGUCCUGUGACUGAGAAACAAUUGCUGGAUAAGUAGGUACUUAAAAUGCUUUUCUUUUUUGUUCUGCAAUGAAUGCCAAAGGAGAAAAGCUUUUGCAAACCACCACUUGAACUGGCAGAAGCCAUCCCUCUGCCCCAUCUUGUCCUGGGCAGAGCCUCUUCUAAGCCACUGCCAAGACCAUGCGUGUAUUCACACAGUAUGGCAGUCACUGCACCAGGAAAGUCAGAAAACAAUCAAGUACUAACAGCCUGAUGCUUCUGAAUUAGGGAUCCUGUCUUGUGAUUCGUUUAACAUCGCUAACAGGAUGUCACACAGUCCAACCCUUUGCAGGAAAAGUCUUUUUUU
Aptenodytes forsteri (emperor penguin) is the source of this 4576-nucleotide messenger RNA. It is a transcript of the gene ORMDL3, whose product is annotated as ORMDL sphingolipid biosynthesis regulator 3. The transcript is spliced from 3 exons. Bases 29 to 490 code for a protein of 153 amino acids. Gene Ontology annotation, cellular component: endoplasmic reticulum membrane. The record is from RefSeq and is a predicted model, not a curated record. Gene Ontology annotation, biological process: intracellular sphingolipid homeostasis; negative regulation of ceramide biosynthetic process; ceramide metabolic process. NCBI's taxonomy places the organism in Eukaryota, Metazoa, Chordata, Aves, Sphenisciformes, Spheniscidae.